Messenger RNA from Kluyveromyces marxianus DMKU3-1042, 1779 nucleotides. It is a transcript of the gene SMF2, whose product is annotated as divalent metal ion transporter SMF2. Gene Ontology annotation, cellular component: plasma membrane. Bases 1 to 1779 code for a protein of 592 amino acids. The transcript has a single exon. Gene Ontology annotation, biological process: intracellular manganese ion homeostasis; iron ion transport. NCBI's taxonomy places the organism in Eukaryota, Fungi, Ascomycota, Saccharomycetes, Saccharomycetales, Saccharomycetaceae. Gene Ontology annotation, molecular function: cadmium ion transmembrane transporter activity; manganese ion transmembrane transporter activity. The record is from RefSeq and is a predicted model, not a curated record.
AUGACCUCCUCUGUUCAGUACAAAAAGGUGCCGAAAAGCAUGGAUGGUGUGCCCAGCGGUGGAACCAGUGGUGGAACCAAUGGCAGCCCCAAUGGGAAUGGCCCCAGUGGGGAUGGCAGUUCCAAUGGCAGCCCAGGCUACGCCUGGGCCAAUCCCUCAGAAGCAGACGCCGCCGGCCAUAUCAUCGAUACAAGGCCCCAAUACAUCAAAACUAUACAAAAUAGCAUACGAAUCCUAAAGAAGUACGCCCGGUUCGUGGGGCCGGGACUCAUGGUUUCCGUCUCCUACAUGGACCCAGGUAACUUCAGCACCGCUGUGGCAGCCGGAUCUGCCCACAGGUACAAGCUAUUGUUCUCGGUGCUUGUCACAAACAUUCUAGCAGCAUUUUGGCAGUGUUUGUGCGCCAAGUUGGGCGCGGUCACGGGACUCGACCUAGCCCAGAAUUGCAGAAAACACUUGCCUCCAAACCUCAACCUACUAUUGUACAUACUCGCAGAAGUAGCUAUCAUCGCUACAGACCUUGCAGAAGUCGUCGGUACCGCCAUCUCCCUCAACAUUCUAUUUAAAGUACCGCUUCCGCUAGGCGUCAUCCUCACCGUCAUCGACGUCCUAGUUGUGUUGAUCGCAUACAGGCCAAACGGAUCCUUGAAACUCGUGAGAUGGUUCGAGGCAUUCGUUUCGUUGCUCGUCUUCGCUACCGUCGUGUGCUUCGCAAUAGAACUAUUCUCUGUGCACAUCGAAUCAGUAGGCGAUGUAUUCAAAGGAUUCUUGCCCUCAAAAGCCGUCUUCGAAGGAGACGGUUUGUACCUCAGUUUGGCUAUCUUGGGUGCAACAGUUAUGCCCCACAGUUUGUACUUGGGCUCGGGCGUCGUCCAGCCAAGAUUAAGAGACUACGAUAUCAAAGAAGGGAAUUACCAUCCUUCCCAAAACGAUGAGGACAACAACCACGACAACUAUAAACCUUCCAUUGAUGCCAUCCACGACACAUUGAACUAUACCGUCGCAGAAUUGUUAGUCUCUCUAUUCACCGUAGCAUUGUUCGUUAAUUGCUCCAUCCUUAUCGUCUCAGGUGCAACCCUAUACGGUGUCACGUCCAACAACGCCCAGGAGGCAGACUUGUUUACCAUCUACAAUUUGCUCUCGGAUACUCUCUCGAAGACCGCAGGUACCAUAUUCGUUUUAGCUCUAUUGUUCUCGGGUCAAUCUGCAGGUAUCGUGUGCACACUAAGUGGGCAAAUGGUCUCAGAAGGGUUUUUAAAUUGGACCGUUGCCCCGGCCCUCAGACGUGCCUUAACCCGUGUUGUGGCCAUCACUCCAUGUUUGAUCUUGGUCUUGGUUGCAGGCAGAAACGGGUUGUCUGGAGCUCUAAACGCCUCACAAGUCGUCCUUUCGCUAUUACUCCCUUUCGUCAGUGCCCCACUAAUAUACUUUGCAAGCAACAAACACAUCAUGAAGGUCCCCUUAACAAUAGACUGCUCCCAAGAUUCUUCAAAUUCAUUUACGUUGCAAGACUUAUCACUUAACAAUGUGGAUAGCUCAUCUCCAGCCCCAACAGACUCUACUCUUCUGCCGCAAGAAACCGGAGAUGAUGAAGUUGAUACCAAUUCUCGUAAUAACGAGGUGCCAUUGACUAAUAAUAAUAAUGAGCCCAUCCAAUAUAAAGAUUUCAGCAACAGUAUCCCAACUACCAUCAUCGCCGUAGCAGUAUGGUUAUUCAUAUCUGGAUUAAACUUUUAUCUACUCAUAUCAUUUUCUAGCGGACAGGACGUCCAUCUCUAG